CUGAUGUGAGGCCAGCUACACAGAGAUGUCAAUCAAUUGACAACUCUUUGGCAAUGGGGAUCUAAAGGAGAGUCUUCAGCUCUCCUCUCAGGGACAGUCUUCUGCAGCCCUUGAUUGAUCCCGGGCUUGUCUGGCAUCUCUCAUCUAUAUCUUUCCUCUUUCCAUCCUCCCAUCCUUCCCCCUGUCAUGAAGGGCUUAUCUAGUAGUCGGAGUCACCAUCAUGUGGUCUCCUAUGAACCAUCAUAUGAUCCAGUGGGUUACCAUGUUGAUCGCAAGCCAUAUUUGAUCAGUCAAAUGGACAUGCCUGUGCCCAUCCCCAUGCCGCAUCCAGCUGAUCUUCCCUUCUACAAUUCUCAGCGUACCUCGUACCCGUCUGACAGCAACAACUUCGUCCCAUAUGGAACCUUCCCAAGGAGGUGCCACUCAACCUCCUCAUCUCACCAUCCCGAGGUAAAGGAUGAGUGUAUGGUCAUGGUACCAUAUAUAGGAGGAGGAGGGGGAGGAGGAGGAGCUGGAGGAGGCUAUGGAGGUAAAAUGCCCAACCGGGUUCCAGCACACUUUGCAGACCAAUUUGAGCAUCAGCUAUCACUUUCAAGAGAAGGCUACCAUACACUGCAGUACAAACGAGGAAUGCAGCCCAACAUUGGGGGGAUGUCGGCCAACAACAACAACAAUGACAGCCCUGGGAGAAUUCGUCACCUUGUCCACUCAGUCCAGAAACUCUUCACCAAGUCACAUUCAUUGGAGGGCCCACACCACACACAGUCAUCAAAAGGGGCCAAUAAUGGGAGCAUUAAUGGUGGCAGUGGUGGUGUUGGAGGAGGUGGUGGUGGUGGUUCAAGGGCCUGCCCAGAGGGUGAAACUCCAUCAGUGGGAGUGCGCCACCGGAAGCGCAGCAAGAGCCGCGAACGCUGUCGUUCAGCCGAGCCCAAGCAUCGUAUCCACCACCACCACCACCACCACCAGCAGCUCCACGGCUCAGCAUCUGCUCCGGGCUCUGGAUAUUGGAGCUCAGAUGACAACCUGGAACGGGAGCUGUGUCUUUACCACCCUCGCCACCACCAACCACCACCCUCACCCUCACCCUCCAUUUCUCCCUUACCCAUCGCUAUGACAAUGGGCCGCUACCCCAGCAACAACCCCGACAUGUUCCCCCAGACGCCCAUCCCCAGUCUCUCUUCCUCGCAAUCCCAGCAGUACUUCAUGAUGGACCCUUACGGCACACUCAAUGAACAUACACACACCCAUGCACCCCAUGGCCACACACACCACCAUCCUGCACUCAAAGCCUCCCGGAGCAACAAUGAUGUGCAGUAUGCAGCCCCAUCAGCAUGUGUGCCUGUUAGUGGUAGCAGCAGUGGCCGUAUCGGUGGAGGAAGUGGCCCCUUGCUGCCACUGAGUCUUGUGGAUGCCCCCCUGGCGAAGAAAGGGGCAUGGUCAUCGAGCCUAACGGUGAGCAGGGCCAGAGAGGUUUACACCAACAGCAACAGCUACAACCACCUACGAGCCAGCGCAGGAUCCGGUAACCUAAACCUAGAUAGAGCUCUAGUCAAAUCUAAGGGCAGUCAGCAGCAGGAGCACUCUUGCCAUUUCUUACAGGUACCUCAGGAUGAGUGGAGUGGCUUCUCUCCACUAGGGAAGGAGGACGACAUCCCCUGUCGUAGGAUGAGGAGUGGCAGCUACGUCAAAGCCAUGGCUGACGAUGACAGCGGAGACUCUGAUGGGAGUCCUAAACCCUCACCAAAGAUUCAGGCCCGCCGGGCCAGCUACCUGAAAGCCACACAGCCAUCACUGACUGAGAUGACCACUCUACAGAUUUCGACAGAACAUUCUCCCAAGCUGCAGAUCAGGAGCCACAGUUACCUGCGUGCGGUGAGUGAGGUUUCAAUCAAUAGAAGCCUGGAUACCAUGGACCCCAAAACCCUCCUCGACCCUAAAUCGCUGCUGUCCUCACCCCAAUACCGUUCUCGCAAUGAAAGCUACAUGAGGGCCAUGAGCACCAUCAGUCAGCUGAGUGAAGUGGAGGUGAAUGGGCAAAUUGAGCAGUUGUGUGAGCAGGUCUACAGUGAGAUGCAGUCUAAGGCCAUGGAGGCUGCCAUUGACAGCCUGGAAACCAUGGACACUCUGCCAAUGCCAGGAUGCUUCCGGAUGCGAAGUCCCAGCUAUGUGAGAGCAAUUGACCAGGGCUGUUCGGGGGAUGAAGAAGGAGAAGAGGGGAAACCACUGCUCCUGCUGCCAUCCUCUCCACCACGAACCUCUGCCACUACUGUCAGGACCAUCCAGAGCAGUACAGUUUCAUCUUGCAUUACAACAUAUAAGAAAACCCCUCCACCAGUGCCACCCCGAACCUCCACCUGCUCCACAGCCUCCAAGCCUUACAUCUCCAUCACAGCCCAGAGCAGCACAGAGUCUGCACAGGAUGCAUAUAUGGAAGAGGAGGCACCCAGAGGUGACAUGACCAUCCAAUCAGGGCUCAGUAAUUCAACAGAAAGUAUUGACAGCAUGAAGGCCUUGACAGCUGCAAUAGAAGCUGCUAAUGCACAGGUCCACGGACCAGCCAGUCAGCAUGUGAGUAACAGCAGCAUGGCAGUUAGCCCCCCCACCUCCUCAGUUCUAGGCAGGGGGGCUUUUCUUGAAGAGCAGAGGAAUGAAUACAGGAAAGAAGCACUCAGGAAGGGCAAAUGUCUCUCCAUAGGCAUCCAGGUGGAUGGACCAGAAGAGAUUACAGAUCCAGAGGACCCAUCUAAGUUCACCUCUGUAGGAAUACAAGUGGAAGAUGAUAGGGGAUAUCGUCGGUUUCAACGCUCAAACAGUGUUACAGCAGCUGUGCAGGCAGAUCUUGACAUGCCUGAUUUGCCAGACACUCCCUUGGACUCCUCAGACACUGAUAUAGAUGUCCUGUCAUCGGGUGCCCUCUCUCGACAAUUCUCCCGCGAUGCUGCCACGUCCACCGUCAGCAUACAGGGCUCAGGGAACCACUACCAUGCCUGUGCCUCCGAUGACUAUGAGGAUGUGGAAUUCGACCCGUCCAUUCUCCCCCCUCCAGACCCUUGGAUAGACAGUGUAACAGAUGACUCACCUGAUGUCAACUUUAACAGCUCGACGAUUUUGGAGGUGGUGCAGCGUUCAGUGUGUCAUAGAGAUGGACACUGGUUCUUAAAGCUGCUUCAGGCUGAGACAGACCGCAUGGAGGGCUGGUGUGACCAGAUGGAGCUCGACCAACGUGAAAAUGACCUGCCUGAAGAUGUCCUUGGGAAGAUGAGGAGUGCAAUGGGAAGCGCUCAGCUUCUGAUGUCUCAGAAGUUCCAGCAGUUCAGGGAACUGUGUGAGGAGAACCUGAACCCCAAAGCCCACCCUCGUCCCGUGGCCUCAGACUUGGCUGGUUUUUGGGAUAUGCUUCAGCUGUCAAUCGAGAACAUAAGCCUGAAGUUUGAUGAGCUUCACCAGCUCAGGGCAAACAACUGGAGACCCCUGGAUCCCCCUGAGAGAAAGGAGAGGCGACUUCCUCCUCCAGUACCAAAAAAGCCACCCAAGGGCCCCCACCACCACCCUCCUCUGGCCAGGGACCGCUCAUUGGAGAGCUCAGAGAAACAGCGACAGGAGGCCAGGAAGCGCCUGAUGGCAGCAAAAAGAGCUGCAUCUGUACGACAAAACUCAGCCACAGAGAGCGCCGACAGCAUUGAGAUCUACAUUCCAGAAGCUCAAACGAGGCUAUGAGGACAAUUCCAGAUACUCUCAUACACCCCUCCCCCCCCCCCAAACACACACACACACACACACACACAUAUUUAAUCCAGAUUUGCACAAUGAAUGCACUCUCAAGACAACCUUGAAAUUAUUUCACUGAUAUUCAACCCCCACCGCUCUCCGAUCAUGUCUGCAGAUUUAAUCAAAUUACCAAAACAGAAGCAACCGCAUGACAGGCUUUUAACUUUAAAAAAACCCAAUGCUCUCUCAAAGUGACCUAACUACAAAACUGUGAUGCAAAACAAGACAGCAUGAUGCAGACGAGCAGUUUUCGGUUGCUGCUCUUGUGCUCUUGCGCUCAGGUGCUGAAUGCAGUGAAGUUAGCCAACCUGUAUUAAAAACAUAAUUUACAAUGUUGACAAUAUAAGACCCACCAGAUCCUGGUCACAGUAUCUAUCAGUGGGUUGCCUCAAACCUCAAGCGCUCCCUGGUAUAAUCAGGGGCUCUAAAAUCAGACUGAAUAGAAUGUGAGAUUGAUAAAUCACCAACUUGGUUAAUUUGAGUGAAAGAUUGGGGUUGAUUUGGGAUUAAGGUAUAAGAAGGUGUCAUAUUUUCCUCUUUUCAAUCAAAUUCUGUAACUUUUUAUGUGAACACCAAGUUUUUAGUUCCUCAAUGUUUUUGAGGGGAGACUGUCCCAAAGUGUGGACAGUAAUAUCCAUUCAUACAGUCCACUAUGUUUAGAGCGGGAAGACACAAAUAAGUCAGUUGUUGAGAGGACUUGGGGGGGGGGGAAUGACGCAGGACGAGGGACAAACUUUAUUUGACUCAGAUUCCCAGUCUAGAACAGGAAAAAACACUUGGACAUGCUAUACCCUGCAGAGCAUUGCUGCAUGUGAUGGGCUGCAGAGUGGUAGCUGUGUAUUUUCAGAUUCACAGGUUUAGUCAAAUCAGACAGGACUUGGUUUGACCUUUGGUCAAUGUUGAAUGUUGUUCUUUGGGUCUUAUCGUAUUUACAGAGGUGAUGGACUAUCCGACACAAACACACAGUAGUAAACACAUAAUCACAACCCUGUGUCAUCUGACAACACUGCACAUCCACAAUGGUUCAAACACUCUGAAAAGAUCAGUGCUUAGAGGUAAAUCUUUCAGGUCUUGCAGUUGUAUGAACACAUUAGGCCCUUGUAAUAUAAGAGCAGUGUCUUUCUCUUCCCUCUUGAAAGAGAAUGCCAUGAUCACUGUUUUUCUUACAACAACCCUUACAAUUUAGAUGUAUACAUGUAUGUGGACAUCAUUCAUUUUGGGUCAGGUGGACACCACAGGGCAUCACACAGGUUUAAUUUAGAUUGUGAAUGAGAAUUUGUGUCAAAUGUUAAGUUAUAAAUGCACAGAAUUUUAAUCUUUAAUCUUCGUUGUGUAACAUAGACAGCCAUUAGGGGAAAUUGUAUAGUUCUAAGUGUAAGAGACACGGUUAUAGGGGAAAUUAACUAUUUAUAAUAAUGUUGGGAAAUGAAUUAAUUUGGGUGUGUGGAUGAUUUUCAUCAUUUCAACUAUGUUGGUUAGAUGUUUACAUUGCUCCUCCUCUUUGGAUUUAGGGGUGAUUUAUCUUUUACAAGGUAUAAUUACUCUUAAGCAAUAUUGUGUGCAAGGAAUACUGUGUAAGACAGGGCUGAUGUAUUGAUAGUGGGGAAUUGGGGGUGCCUUUUUGCCAUGAUAAACAAAUUCAAUCCAGUUGAAUCUUGUGUUCAGAUACUGAGGGGUCUAACUUGAGAUCAUUUGGGGUUCCACUGAUUUACAUGUUUUCAGUCCUAGGCAACCCCCUGCUUGAGAUAUGUUGGCCUUUCUGUAUUGGUAGCCUCCCCAGAAAACCAAAUAAAUAGCAGUGAAAAGGUGCAUUUUAUAAUAAGUCUCCCAUAACAGAAAAUCUGACAGAAACUUGUGAUAAUGUCUGAGUUGAAUUAUCACCUACUCUUUAACAUUGCUGUAAUAGUUUUAAUAGGAGGCUGUGGUGAUUACUGGCAGUACCCAAUAUAUACUAUCAGUGGAUAUAGCAAAGCAGCCAACUCACCAGCUAUCAUAACCCAAAUUGAAAUUGCUGAGUAACAGGGCAGGAGAACCAAUGCAUUUUUUCUACUUACAUUUUUUCUGAGUGUUGAACAUAUCACAAUUGUUUUUGUGAAAGUGGUUGUGUUACCAGGCUCUCAGUCAAACAUGUAAGGAUUGAAAAUGUUUCAUAGUGGAAUGGUCCUAUUUUUUCUUCUUAGCCAGAGUCCUUUUUUCCUCUGAAUGUUAUUUGAAAGAGAAGGAACCACUGCAUGGUUAAAAUACCAUAAGCAGAUUCAAUAAUAAUCAGCUUCUCCAUCCAGAGAGUUUUUCAAGUUGUCAAUUUGUAAGGCUUUGUAUGACUCUGACUAAGUAGGAAAAAUAAUCAAUUCCCCUAAAAUGUCCAGACACUAUUUCAAUGUCUGACAUUCGAAUGACAGGGACAGAAAUGACAAUAAUACUUAUAAUACAAAUGCAAUGCGAAACAUUCUUGUUUUGCACACGUUAGGUGUAGGGUUCAGCUGAUCCUUAAAGUUCAUAGAGAUAAAACAUUAUACAUUUAAGCUGGUAAAAGACGUUUUAAGUAUCCAACUCUCUUUGAACCUAAUGAAUGAACUGUCUCUAAUCAGCCACAAUCUACUGUGGUUAAGGAGAGUGGGUUGUCCACUAACCAGAGGGUUCAUAGUUCCGUCCAAGUCUCCACCAUUCUGCGUGCAGAAGUGUCCUUUGGCAAGAUACUAAACCCCAAAUUGCCCCUGCACCUGGGCCAUUAGUGUGUGAUUGAAGUUUUAUUCAGGAAGUGCUGCAUAGGGUUACACGAUAUGUCUGUAUGAUGUGGGUGAAUGGAAAAACUGUACUGUUAAGCACUUUUAGAGGUUUGAAAGUCUAGAAACUGCAUAUGUGGCGUUUAAAGAGGCUGGCGUUAACUUGAUAGAAAGUGUCUAAAUGAAAGAUACUUUCGACUUGCUUUAUUUGAAAAGAAGAAUAAGGCGUUUUUGACUCUUGUCCCACACGAAAGUCAAAAGAUCAGGAUCUCACAACCUCUGCAACUUCAUUUUUGACCAUUCUAUGAUCCAUCUCUCAUAAGAACCCCAACUUCAUCACAAAAUUGCCGCAGGCAAAAACAAAUUAAGCAGAACACUCCUUGUGUUAUCAGUUUCAAAGAAAAAAUCUUAUUAGAGCAACUACAGCCAUGUGGUUUUAUACAACUUCUACCUAAGCCUUCAUUUGUUUAUGACUAAGUGAUAUAACUGCCAUUCAUUUCUACAGAGAAACAAUCUGGAAAUCAAUUUUCAUUCAUAGGAUUAUACAGAUGGUGAUGAUGAUGAUGAUGAUGAUGAUGAUGAUGAUGAUGAUGAUGAUGAUGAUGAUGAUGUGUUAUCAAAGUAUUCUGUAUUUAUUUUCUUAUUUUGUACUGUAAAGCGCAUUGAGUGGUCAUCAAGACUAAAGCAGCGUUAUAUAUAUAUACAGACCACUUACUAUUCUUUUGUAAAGGUUGGGUGUGUGUGUGAGUGUGUGGUAGUGGGGGGAGCGUAAUUUUGUACAGGAUCUGAUUACCUCUGUAUUUACCUCUGUGAUAUUGACAGUGACAAUAACAGUGAGCCAUAUUCAUUGUGAAAUACUUCUGAAGAGGAAAGGGCCAUACAGAAGCUGAAAUUGUCUUUUUGUUCUACAUUUACUGAAUCAUUGUUUUUAGUGUUCAAGUAGCAAGCUUGUGUCUGUGUGUUUGGGAGGAGCAGGAGAGCAGGAACAUCAUGACUCGGGGGUGAACCAGAGGGACAGGAAGAAAUGCACACAGUGAAUUGUUAAUGUCUCUUUUAGGCUCUGGAAGCUUUAAGUUGAACACUUGUGACAUAAAAUGUUUGUCGGAGAGCGACCAGACUGUGAAGUUAUUUGUCAAAAAUUACAUAAAACAUGGUUUUAUUAAUUCAGGGCUGCCAAUAUUCUUAAACUUAUAUUAAUUUAAUUGAAAUUUCUUUUAUAAGUAUUUUUCAGUUUCUCUUCUUAUCGAUAUACCUUUAAAAUGUGCGUAGGUAAUUCAAUUUACUAAUUACUAAGCAUCAUCUUUAAUUUGAGAUGUAUAAUUAAGUUAAUAUUUAAUGAAAGUGAAAUGAAAACUGUCUUUUUAUGGGCUUUAACAAAUUAACUAAGGUUAAAAAAUUCAAAAUCCAAGGGUCUGGGAUUUUUUAUUUUGUUCGAAUCAAUCAUACAAAAUGUACACACAAAAUUGAAAAUUUUGAUAAAUUUCACAAUGAUUUUGCUUAUAAUAUCAGCCCAGGCAGUCCUGGACAACCUUGGAUGUAAUGCUGCUGAAAACCCAUAUCACUCCAACCAGUGGUGCACUUGAACCAGAUUUGUGUGUUUUUUUUCCUCAGGAAAAUAUGGCAAAUGUAUUCAGUAGUUUAAAAAUCAGGGUCUCCCAGACAUGAUGGUCUGUUUUUUUAAAAAGUGUGUGUGUGUGUGUGUGUGUGUAUGUGUGUGAGUGAGAGAGAGAGAGUGAGAGUAUAUAUACGUAUGUAUAUAUAUACGCAUAUAUAUAUAUAUAUAUAUAUAUAUAUAUAUAUAUAUAUACAUAAAAUGCACUGUGUGUGGUUGUGUGUGGUCUCUAAAGUGCUUCCCAAGUCCUUCUAUUCUAUGUCGGGCCUUUCCUCAGUACGUAGUAGCCUCAUAGAACCAUGCUGUAUAUUUACUCUCCACCUGUACCGGCGACCGAUUUCUUGUGUUUGUACAAAAAAAUGGCUGAGUGUUAUUAUUGACGCAUGCAGACAUACAAUUAGUUCCUAAGAACCUAUAUCUAAUUUAAAAUAAAUGUAUUUGGUUUAUUUAUGAUCUUAUUGUUUUUUAAACUGAGACUCUGUUGAUAUGUUCUUUCAUGCUUCUCUGAUCUUAUGUUGUACCUGAAAGAGAUGUUUAUAUGUCCUUAACUAUUGAUGAACCCAUAAUAAAAUGAAUUAUCAA
Molecule: messenger RNA, 8685 nt
Organism: Platichthys flesus (European flounder)
Lineage: Eukaryota; Metazoa; Chordata; Actinopteri; Pleuronectiformes; Pleuronectidae
Gene: dlgap1a
Product: discs, large (Drosophila) homolog-associated protein 1a
Exons: 15
Coding region: 187-3717 (1176 amino acids)
Biological process (GO): signaling
Cellular component (GO): postsynaptic specialization; glutamatergic synapse
Molecular function (GO): molecular adaptor activity
Source: RefSeq, a predicted model, not a curated record